This is a messenger RNA of Theobroma umbraticum, 1311 nucleotides long. RefSeq names its product F-box/LRR-repeat protein At4g14103-like. Gene Ontology annotation, molecular function: protein binding. The record is from RefSeq and is a predicted model, not a curated record. NCBI's taxonomy places the organism in Eukaryota, Viridiplantae, Streptophyta, Magnoliopsida, Malvales, Malvaceae.
AUGGCGACGAGCUGUCCACUAGAGUACUCAGAGAGAGACAGGUUAAGUAAUUUACCUGAUGACCUUCUUUGUCGUAUCAUCUCAUAUCUUCCACUAAGAGAAACAAUUCGAGCAUCCAUCCUGUCAAGAAGGUGGAAGAAUCUUUUCACGUCGAUGUCGAGACUUAACAUUGAUGAUAAGCUCGAACCUGCAAAGCGUUGCCGUUAUGGAUUGAAGCAAGUUGUGGAUAGAGUUCUCUUUGCUCGUCAGGGGGAUGUAGAAAAGUUUCAUCUCAAAUUUGCAAUAGGUAUGGGACCUUCGCCGGUCGAUGGAUGGAUACAAUAUGCACUGUGGCAUAACGUUAGAGAGCUUGAGCUUGAGCUACAGCUACCCUUCUCAAUGGAAAUUUUUUACGUGCUGCCUGAUGGGGUACUUACUUGCAAGACACUAGUGACAUUAAAAUUGCAGGCGAGAUACCUUGUUUUCCCGAAAAUCCCUGGUAAGAUUUGUCUUCCAGGACUCAAGAUUCUCUACCUAGAGUUGAUUGAAUUCACAGAUGAUGAUUCUGUUCAAAGGCUCUUUUCUAGCUGCUCCAGGCUUGAGGAAUUGGUUGUGCAAAAUUGCAAGUUGAAGAACAUAAGCAAAUUCGAAGUUAGUAACCCUACUCUCAAGAGACUGACCAUAAGUUAUCCUGAGGUUUAUGAAUAUAAGCAUGAGGUCGUGAUUAAUGCACCAAGUCUUGUGUACUUCAAAUGCUAUCACUUCGUAGCAAGAUAUUAUUCAUACAUAGAUCUCCAAUCCCUGGUUGGAGCCUACAUUAAUUGUGGACCAGUUCUCAAUUCUGAGUUUUAUGAUUCUGGUACUGCUGAUCUGAUUAGAGGGAUUAGUCGUGUUCAAUCCCUUCAUUUAUCUGGUCCACUUUCAGUGGUUCUUCUUCUUGGUCGGGGUCCAAUCCCUGUGUUGAAAAACUUGACUUACUUGAAGAUUAAUCGGUGCUACCAUGAAGGUUGGGAAAGAUUGCUUGAUUAUGCUCCAUUUUUAGAGACCCUUGUGUUUGCCUUAGAGGUACUUCCAGACUUUACAGAAAGUAUCAUGAAUCCACCAAAGGACGUGCCCCCUUGUUUGUUAUCUCACAUCAAGGCAAUUGAAUUUCUCUCAUUCCGAGGGCUGGAAUCUGAAGUGGAAGCGGCUAAGUAUUUUCUGAAGCAUGCACAAGUUCUGGAAAAUCUGAUAAUACAAAUGAUUGCAGAACAGAAGUGGCAAUUAAAGAUUACAGAAGAACUGCUGGAGUCACCGAGAGCUUCAAAGAAAUGCCAAGUUGUAAUUGUCUAA